Temnothorax curvispinosus is the source of this 522-nucleotide messenger RNA. RefSeq lists its product as uncharacterized. The transcript has 2 exons. NCBI's taxonomy places the organism in Eukaryota, Metazoa, Arthropoda, Insecta, Hymenoptera, Formicidae. The record is from RefSeq and is a predicted model, not a curated record. Bases 1 to 522 code for a protein of 173 amino acids.
AUGGCUGCAGUCGUAUUUAUCACCGUCCACGGCUCUAAUGGCGCCACGGUUUCAUUGGUGUGCUCCAAAACUAAGGUAGCACCACUCAAACGACUCACCAUCCCGAGACUUGAACUCACUGCAGCACUGCUGCUCUCAAGACUCAUGCAAUACGUUCAAGCCACCUUGAAGUUGAACGUUACAGCAACUCACCUGUGGACGGACUCUGUUGUGACACUCACGUGGAUCAAAUCUCAUGCAUCGCGCUGGAAGGACUUUAAGAAACCGAGUUGCUCAGAUCCAGGAUCUCACUGCAGACGCUCACUGGAGAUACGUACCUGGCACAUCCAACCCAGCCGACUGCGCAUCACGAGGUUUAUCGCUCUCUUGAGAGGGUUCCGGGACGGGUCGCUAGACUCGCACUCUGCUUUGGAGAAGGCCAGACUUUUUUGGAUCAAGGCUACUCAAGCGGCAUACUUCACGCACGAGAUCAAGAUGCUCACGGCCAACUCGAGACCACCAACAGCUCCUUCAGUCUAUUGA